Paramuricea clavata is the source of this 408-nucleotide messenger RNA. The record is from the annotation of a GenBank genome assembly. Lineage: Eukaryota; Metazoa; Cnidaria; Anthozoa; Malacalcyonacea; Plexauridae.
AUGAUUCUUGUAUUCAAAACAGCUGUAUCGUGGAUGAAAAUUCCAAGAAAAGAGGUCGAAAAGAAAGUACGCUUCCCCGGACAAUGGUUGUUGUUUAAUUGUUCUGUUAAUACAUCCGAAGAGGUAACUUUAUCAUUUAAGAAAAACAGCGCAUCUGAAGAGAAACGUCUAGUUAUUGAUAAAAAGAUAAUAUUGGUUUCUAAGAAUAUCUUCAACAUAACAAGCUUGGCAUACAUGGAUAUGGGAUAUUACAUGUGCAGAGUUCGUCGACUGGAAAAACAAGUAUUUCUUGAAAUAUUAGAAGGUAAUCUUAUUCUUAAAAUAAAGCUUAUUCUUUACAGAACAUCGCUUUUCUUAGUGCGGCACUAUAUAUCUACUUGUGAAAUUCAUGCUAAGUCAAUGAUCUAA